Molecule: messenger RNA, 1687 nt
Organism: Durusdinium trenchii
Lineage: Eukaryota; Dinophyceae; Suessiales; Symbiodiniaceae
Source: the annotation of a GenBank genome assembly
AGAAUUGAUAAGAGUAAGAGUCGCCUUUUCUUUUGGUUCAAGCUUUGGGCAUGUUUGGGCUUGUACGUCAUGGCAAGACCACCAGACAAGUACCAAAAGCUCGACACGAUUGGCAAGGGAUCCUGUGGAGUAGUUUCUCGAUACCGGUGCAUGCAGACUGGAAACAUUGUUGCGAUCAAGAAGGUAAGAUUUUCCUACUUGAAUGAUGGAGGGGAAGAACCAGCUGAUCCCGCUCUACAAGAACAGCGGAUGUGUAUGUUUGGUGCAAGUUCCCAGGCGUUGCGGGAAGUUUCUCUCUUGAGGCAACUAGGUGAUCAUCCCGCCAUUGUACCUCUUUUGGAUGUUUUUACUGAGCGUGGGUUGGUCUACAUGGUAUUCACGCAAAUGGAUCGCGAUCUGGGCAAUCAUCUGCAAGAGGUUGGGAGGUUACCUCUUUCAAGUCUGAGACGAUAUGCAUUUCAACUGUUGAGUGGCCUGGCACACUGCCAUUCACGGUGCAUAUCACAUCGGGAUGUUAAGCCUCAAAACAUCUUGAUCAAACUCAAGACAGAUGAAGUCAAGCUUUGUGAUUUCAGCUUGAGUAGACUGGAAGCUACGUAUUCACGAGAGAAGCAGACCCAACGGGUUGCAUCGCUUUGGUAUCGCAGCCCCGAGAUCUUCUUAGGCGCAGAAACAAAAGGCACGCCAGUUGAUCUUUGGUCAGCUGGCUGCGUCAUUGCAGAGAUGGCAACAUCCAAGCCAAUUUUUCCUGCGAGGUGUGAGAUUGGCAUGCUUUUUUGUCAGUUCGACUUGCUUGGAACACCCACAGAGGCCUCUUGGCCUGGGGUGACAGGAUUGCCCUACUGGUCCGAGAAAUUUCCAAACUGCUCAGGACAGGACCUGUCAAUGGUACUGAUCUUAGACACAGUUACAUUGAACUUGCUGGCAGGCAUGCUUUGUUGCAAUCCUUCGCACCGACAUGCUGCAGGGGUCUUGCUUGGCCAUCCGUGCUUUCUUGCUCUUGACAAAACGCCACCACCAAGCAGCAUGGCUCAUGAAAGAGCGGCCAAAGAUGUACAAGACAUCCAAGAUGUGCAAGAUGUGCGAGUGAAGUUGCCAAAUCUCAGGAUGCAGGACAGCACGACGGGUACUGGGAUGGGCCAGAUGGGUACUCAAGUGGGUGCUCAAUUGCAAGUUGACGAGAGUCCAAGAAGGUCGCAUCGGUCACCAUCUGUACAAGAGGAGCUAUCCUUCAGUCGAUUCUUUGGUCAAAAUGACCCGAGCCAGACCCAAAAGCGUCUCAAAGCACAGACAAGCGUUGAAAGAGGUGUGCAGAAUCACUCUGGGCUCCUUGCUGAAGAGUGGAAUCACAACACUCAGGCGCGUUCUGUGCUAUGGUAAGGAAGUGGAGGCCGCGUCCUUCCAUGGUAUUUACAAGAAAGCAGCUUGGUCAAGUGGUCUUUGACUUCGUUGACUGGCCGCCAAUCUUGUGGUCGUCCAAGUCUGAGAAGAGGCUGCCUUCUGGGGUGCUGGGUCUGAGCAGAGAUUAAUUCUGAUCAUUCCCAAUGAUGGCAUGUCCUCAUCUCAGUGCCGGCGUACUUUGCAUGUUUCAAGCGCCAGUUGGUGUUUUUGGAGCUUGAUCUAAUUGCUCGACAUGGUGAAGCCCCUGCAGAGACUUGCCGCCUUCGUUGUCUUGUUUUGGGGAGAA